Molecule: messenger RNA, 552 nt
Organism: Salvia splendens (bonfire salvia)
Lineage: Eukaryota; Viridiplantae; Streptophyta; Magnoliopsida; Lamiales; Lamiaceae
Exons: 1
Coding region: 1-552 (183 amino acids)
Source: RefSeq, a predicted model, not a curated record
AUGGCCGACGACGACGAAAAAAACACCACAGAAACCAAACCCAAAACUUCAAACGACCACAGGCUGAGAGUCAGCAAGAAUGUGGCCGACGACAACGGGACAAACUAUUCAAUAUGGUCACGACUAAUGAAGGUUCAAAUCGGGAGUAGAAGGGUGCUCCGCCACAUCAACGGCAAUCCGCCACCACCCGAACCAGGGGCGGCUGACUACACGGAGUGGGAGGAGACGGAUCUAAUCGUCUUCUCAUGGAUCCUAGACAAUAUCGAGACCGAUAUCUUCAUCGAUUUUGCUCAUCACCAAACGGCAGAGGCGCUAUGGAAGAAUCUAGCCGUGACAUUCGAAGGUACUUCAGAUCCGUUCCUAUUGUUUGACAUGGAGGAAAAGGAUGAAAACGUUAAACAAGGGGAACAAAUCCUCGAGACGUAUUGGCGACACUUACACGGAACGUGGAUUGACGUGGAUCGGUGUCAAGAAAAACUGGUCACAUGCUAUGACAAAGGAGUAGAUCAGUUCGGAAAUACAUCGAGACACGCCGGCUAUUCAAGUUUUUGA